AUGCUUGUCCUCCUACUGGGUUUUCUAGCCGUUGGCAGCUUUAGCGCACAGGAACGGUUUCGAACAAUUUUGAUAGAGCGUGCCUGUCGACAGCGUCCAUCUCUGCGAUUUUGCACUGAUUUUGAUCCACUUCCAACUGUACCUACGGAUAAUCCUAGCCCUAAACUGCUUGUAACACCGCCGCCAAUAGAAGCAGAUCCAAAAUCUCAGACAUCAACAGCUGCUACGGUCAUCACCUCAACGUUAUCCGAGAGAAAUCUUACAACUGGUGAAGUCGACUUCAACAAUUCUACGAAAAACGACGAACGACUUGGUAGUCUUCUUAGACUUCCAAAGCCUAAACAAGCCCAUGAGGAGUUUUCCGUUCCUCCAUCAGAGAUAUCAAGCUCAGCAUCUUCACCACAAAGCGAUGUUGUUCAGAGGAGUAGUACCACGGCUGGUAGCAUUGAGGAUGAGAAAUCGGUUAUGGUUUUCGUAAGUGAGUACUGUGUUGUACAUCGAGAGCGUUUUGUAAAAAAUUGUCAUGGAGAUGUUAACAAAGAUGAGCUCCUAUUCUGUAACUCGUAUCCAGCCGCUUGCUCCUCUACUGCCGGUGUCAUUCCAGUUGUUGCGUAUUGUCAGAGAUACUACAAGCAUUAUCCGAAGUUUUGUGCUGGAUCAAAGAUUGAGCAUGAUGUGUUACAGUUUUGUUUCGCGUUUGAGCAAUUCUGCCUUCCUGAACUCACUCCAGCGCAGCCGGUCACACGGCCACAAACUUCAAUACGUAAAUGUGAAGAUGUGGUCGCAGAGGCACGAAAAGUUUGCAAUCCAUUCCCACAUCCACGUGACACUUUUAAUGUGUUACGAGCAAUGAGCGAUGCUGAUGUGAAAAAACAUACAGUAGCCUCGUUGGGCAAUGUACCUGUAGGGAAAGACCAACAUGGAAAGGAUUUCUACAAAUUCUUUUUCACAAAUUAUCCGGAAGUUCGUAAAUAUUUCAAAGGUGCCGAGGAAUUCACCGCUGAUGACGUUCAGAAAAGUGAGAGAUUUGAUAAACAAGGAGAUGCGAUAUUGCUUUCUGUUCAUGUCCUCGCUAAUAUCUAUGACAACGAACCAGUGUUCCGUGCUUUCGUCCGUGAUAAUCUUAACAAACAUGCAAGCAGAGGAGUUGAACCCUCGCUGUGGAAGAAAGUGUGGACAAUCUGGAUGAAAUUCCUGGAGAGCAAAGGAACAACUCUAUCCGCUGAUCAAAAAACCGCAUGGGAAACGUUGGGCGACCGAUUCAAUGAGGAAACACAAGCGCAACUGGCCAAAUAUGGAUUACCUCACAUGGAAAUCUGA
Necator americanus (New World hookworm) is the source of this 1320-nucleotide messenger RNA. RefSeq lists its product as uncharacterized. The transcript is spliced from 13 exons. The record is from RefSeq and is a predicted model, not a curated record. Lineage: Eukaryota; Metazoa; Nematoda; Chromadorea; Rhabditida; Ancylostomatidae. Gene Ontology annotation, molecular function: iron ion binding; heme binding; oxygen binding. The coding region runs from base 1 to 1320 and encodes 439 amino acids. Gene Ontology annotation, biological process: oxygen transport.